Molecule: messenger RNA, 1570 nt
Organism: Staurois parvus
Lineage: Eukaryota; Metazoa; Chordata; Amphibia; Anura; Ranidae
Source: the annotation of a GenBank genome assembly
AUGGGUGAACGCAGGAAGCAGAAUGCAAAAGGAGAUCACAAGAAAAUUGCUAAUGGAGCAAAAGAAGGUGAUGGGCAAUGGGGCCGAGCCUGGGAAGUGGACUGGUUCUCAUUGGGUAGCGUCAUCUUCCUGUUGAUGUUUGCUCCCACUCAUUGUCUAUUAUUUUGUGAUGUCAUGUGACCAGUACCAAUGUGCUCUCUCCGGACCUCUUCUUGACUUGUACUCUGGAAAAACCCAGCUGACUGACAUAUGGAAUAAGACCCCAUUGUUGACCUGGAAAGCUGUCUAUAUCUAUGCAGCCUGGGUAUCUUUUCAGGUGUUCUUGUAUAUGGCACUUCCAGAUGUCUGCCAUAAAUUUCUCCCAGGCUAUGUUGGAGGUGUCCAAGAAGGAGCUCGAACGCCAGCUGGCAUAAUCAACAAGUAUGAAGUUAAUGGGCUCCAGGCCUGGAUCAUCACUCACAUACUAUGGUUUGCCAAUGCCUACCACUUCCACUGGUUCUCCCCAACCAUCAUCAUCGACAACUGGAUCCCCUUGUUGUGGUGCACCAACAUACUGGGCUACACUGUGUCCACGUUUGUUAUGAUUAAAGCCUAUUUAUUCCCAACUAACGCCAAAGACUGUAAGUUCACCGGAAAUUUCAUCUACGACUACAUGAUGGGGAUUGAAUUUAACCCUCGCAUUGGAAAGUGGUUUGACUUCAAGUUGUUCUUCAAUGGGCGGCCUGGCAUCGUGGGCUGGACCCUGAUCAACCUGUCCUACGCAGCAAAGCAGCAAGAGCUGUACGGACAGAUCACCAACUCCAUGAUCCUGGUCAAUGUCCUCCAGGCCAUCUACGUGGUGGACUUCUUCUGGAACGAAGCUUGGUACCUGAAAACCAUAGACAUCUGUCAUGACCAUUUCGGCUGGUACCUAGGAUGGGGAGACUGCGUCUGGUUGCCCUACCUCUACACAUUACAGGGUUUAUAUUUGGUGUACAACCCAGUGCAGCUCUCGACCACAGCGGCUGCAGCGAUUCUUCUGCUCGGGCUCGUUGGGUACUACAUCUUCCGGAUGACCAACCAUCAGAAGGAUCUGUUCAGGCGCACCAACGGCAACUGCGUCAUCUGGGGCAAGAAGCCGAAAUUCAUCGAAUGUUCUUACACAUCUACUGACGGCAAGAAGCACCACAGCAAGCUCAUGAUCUCCGGCUUCUGGGGGGUGGCCCGGCACUUGAACUACACCGGGGGACCUGAUGGGGUCUCUGUCCUACUGCCUCGCCUGUGGCUUCGACCACUUACUGCCUUAUUUCUAUAUCAUCUACAUGACCAUUUUGCUCGUCCACCGCUGUAUCCGCGACGAGCAUCGAUGCUCCAGCAAGUACGGCAAAGACUGGAAGCUCUAUACAGAUGCCGUCCCGUAUCGACUGCUCCCGGGAAUAUUUUAAUUGCUACAAUUUCGUUCAGGGAUAUUCAUGGUAGAACUGUGAAAGUACUGUCUAUUCUCAUUGGACAAUUUUGGUUUUACAAAGCAUACAGAAUUUCAUUUUCUAUUUUGAAAAAAAAAAAAAGUCUUGGGUCUUCAGGGGCAUAA